AAGCUGUAUUUGCCGACAGUUUUUGCGCUUGUUUCUAUUAGAAAACGCAUGUAAAAUUUGUAAGGUAAAUUUAAAUCGACCAGAAACGUUAAAAUAUUUGUCGCGAUGGCUUUGGUUUGUGCACUAACAAACGAGGUACCCGAGUGGCCAGUCGUCUCCCCGUGCUCUGGCGCCGUUUUUGAAAGACGCGUCAUUGAGAAGUAUAUCAUGGAAAACGGCUGCGAUCCGAUCAGUGGCAAGGAGCUGAAGCAAGAGGAGCUCAUCGAAGUGAAGACACCUGCCGUAGUCAAGCCAAAGCCGCCUAGCGCAACCAGCAUACCGGCAACGCUAAAGACCAUGCAGGAUGAGUGGGAUGCACUGAUGAUACAUUCGUUUACACAGCGCCAACAGUUGCAGACCACACGCCAGGAGCUGUCAAACGCACUGUAUCAACACGAUGCCGCCUGUCGCGUCAUUGCACGCUUGAAGAAGGAGUUGACGGCGGCGCGCGAGGCGCUGGCCACUCUGAAGCCUCAGGCGGGCAAUGUGAAUGUGCCGUCAAUGAUUUCAGAGCCUACGCUGGCUGCAGAGGCUGGCGUUGGUGGAGCUCACCAAAUGGAGCAGGCCGGCAUGAGUACCGAAGUCAUACAGAAGCUGCAGGACAAGGCCACAGUGUUGACGCAGGAGCGUAAGAAGCGUGGACGCACUGUGCCCGAUGAGCUAGUCACGGCUGAUCAAGUGAAGAGCUUCCUUACGGUCGCAUCACAUCCCGGCCUGCACUCGGCAUCGGUUCCUGGUAUUCUGGCCCUGGACAUUAAUAGUGCCGAUCACAGCAAGAUUUUGACGGGUGGCAAUGAUAAGAAUGCAACUGUAUUUAACAAGGAUACGGAGCAGGUGGUGGCUAUACUGAAGGGACACACUAAGAAGAUCACCAAGGUCAUCUAUCAUCCCAACGAGGACACUGUUAUCACCGGCUCACCAGACAUGAGCAUACGCAUCUGGCAUGUGCCCACAACGCAGACGCAGCUGUUGUUACGCUGCCAUGAGGGACCCGUCACCGGACUCUCGCUGCAUCCUACUGGCGACUACCUGCUGUCUACGUCAUCGGACAAACACUGGGCCUUCUCGGACAUACGCACUGGACGCCUACUGACCAAGGUCAUUGACACAGCCGAGGUGGGUCUGACAACGGCUCAGUUCCAUCCGGAUGGUUUGAUUUUUGGCACCGGUACCGUUGAUUCACAAGUCAAGAUUUGGGAUCUGAAGGAGCAGAGCAAUGUGGCCAAUUUCCCCGGACACACUGGUCCCAUUUCGGCCAUAUCGUUCUCGGAGAACGGUUACUAUCUGGCCACGGCAGCGGACGAUGCUUGCGUCAAAUUGUGGGAUUUGCGCAAACUUAAGAAUUUCAAGACCAUACAACUUGACGACGGCUACGAGGUCAAGGACCUGUGCUUCGAUCAAAGCGGCACCUAUCUGGCCAUUGCCGGCACCGAUGUCAGGGUUUACUUGUGCAAACAGUGGCAGGACCUGAAGGUAUUCAACGAUCACACAGCACUCGCCACAGGCGUGCGAUUUGGUAAGCAUGCUCAAUAUAUCGCCUCCACCAGCAUGGAUCGCACCCUGAAGUUGUAUGCCGUCGAGUAAAAGCUGCAUAUUUUAAUUUAAGCCAUCGGAGAUCCAUAGUUAGCAAUAAGUUCAACAUUUUAUAUAAAUAUACUACAUACAUUUAGCUGUUCUUGUACCCGUAAAUCAAUUGCUGCGUAAAUAAACCAGACUCUUCUUUAUUUCCGA
This is a messenger RNA of Drosophila grimshawi, 1770 nucleotides long. RefSeq names its product pre-mRNA-processing factor 19 (gene Prp19). Gene Ontology annotation, cellular component: Prp19 complex; U2-type catalytic step 1 spliceosome; cytoplasm. Lineage: Eukaryota; Metazoa; Arthropoda; Insecta; Diptera; Drosophilidae. The transcript is spliced from 3 exons. Gene Ontology annotation, biological process: mRNA splicing, via spliceosome; protein ubiquitination; DNA repair. Gene Ontology annotation, molecular function: protein binding; ubiquitin protein ligase activity. The record is from RefSeq and is a predicted model, not a curated record. Bases 106 to 1623 code for a protein of 505 amino acids.